UGAGUGCUCAGGAGGAGAAGCCCCUACUAUGCCGUGUCCAGGACAUUGACACAUUUUAUCUUUCCCCAGAAUAAGAUUACUCUGUUGUUGUUUUUAAUAACUUUGUUUAUCUGUCUGUGGGAAUCACUUUUUAACCCACUUCCUGGUCGGGAGGAAAUGGAAACAAUGGCCUGGGAGAUGACUGCCUGGGAGUUCAUAGAAGGACAACGGAAAAAGUUGCUGGUGAUCCUCCAGCAAGAUCCCGAUUCUGUCUUAGACGCGUUGAUCUCUCGGAGUGUGAUUUCUGGGGAGGAGUAUGAGACUCUGGACAGAGUUACAGAUCCCCUGAAGAAAAGUCGGAAACUCUUAAUUUUGGUUCAGAAGAAGGGAGAGAUGUGCUGCCAGCGUUUCCUCAGGUGUUUAUUUAAUACAUUUCCAGAGUCAGCUCCCUCUUGGGACUUAAAACUUGAGUUUUUCCAGCAUAAGAAUAUAGCACCUCAGUGUAUUGGGGUAAACAAAAAUUCAGAAAAUACAAUUUCCUCUGUUAAGAAAGAGCCUGGGAAUCCCAUGAUCACAGCAUCCUCCAGUGAGAAGCAACAGUCGUGUUUGGAGACCUCUGAGUUUUUCCCAGAGAAUGGGAAGGAAUGCCAGACACCAAAUGUCACAUUACCAUGUCCCAUUGGAAAAGCUGACUCUGAAGUUCCAGUGACUAUUACAUACUUAAGGGAUGGACAGAGAUAUGAGGAGCCAGACGAUUCUUUAUACUUAGGAGCAGAGGACUAUGAAGCGUCUGUUGGAUUUCCUGAAGACACAGCCACCAGCAUGGAAGAGGGCGUUUGCAAUGAGGCAGAGCGCAUUGUAUGUGGUGGUGAGGAAGAACCCGAGUAUUCCGAAGCCGUGAGGUCAUCUGAUGAAGAAGACCACUAUGAUGAUUCAGAAACCAGUUUUUCCUUGGAGGAGGAGGAGAAAAUUCUGCAAGAAAAUAAAAAGAUAUUCAAAGAUGUCCUGUCCUCUUUGAACAUGGAUAGAAGCAGAAAGCUUCUGCCAGAUUUUGUGAAACAGUUCUCCUUAGAUCGAGGCAGUGGUUGGACACCCAAGACUCCGGCAGACUUGGUGUGGAAUUUCCUGAUGAAAGUGCAAGCACUUGAUGUGACGGCCAGGGAUUCAGUCCUCAGGCACAAGAUUCUGGGUGAAGUCGGCAAAGAGGUAUUGCUGACUAGACUGGAAAAUCUGGAAAUGGAAGACACAGCAACCAUGAAUCCUCUCGAUGUCCUUUGUGCCAGCCUGCUGUGUGCAGACAGCUCUUUGCAGCGCCAAGUCAUGUCAAACAUGUAUCAGUGUCAGUUUGCCCUUCCCCUGCUUCUUCCAGAUGCAGAAAACAACAAAAGCAUCCUGAUGCUGGGGGCCAUGGAGGAUGUUGUAGAGAGGCAGUCUCCACAGUCCUCAGUAGGACCCACGGGGGCCAGGCAGGAGUCUCUUAGAGUUAUGAAGCUGCCUGUCAUCUCUUUUGUUCGCCUGGGACACUGUAGCUUCUCCAAGUCCAAAAUCCUCAACACACUGCUCAGCUCUGACCAGCUGAAACCACACAUACCCUUCCUCCAUCAAGAUGUGUCUGUUCCCGUACUUCCCAGGCAAAUCUCGGAUGGCCUGCUUGAGAUAACCUGGUGUUUUCCUGAUAACGAUCAUCUGAAGGAAGGCCUUAAUAUUUCCCAUAAGCCUUUUGCCGUGACCAACCUUCGUGGAGAUCUAGAACGCUUUUGGACACAGUUUAGUUUUAUGAUGGAAGUUUCUGCAGCCGUGUUUUUUUUCACUGACAGCCUAGGUGAGAAGCAAUGGGACUUGCUAAUGUUUUUAGGAGAAAUUGCCAUUGAAAGAUGCUAUUUUGUUCUCAGUCCCCAGGCCAGAGAGAGUGAAGAGGCUCAGAUGUUCCAAAGGAUGCUGAACUUGAAGUCGUCACAGCUAUUGUUUUGGGAGGGGGAGGAAUCAGGGGAUAGAAGAAAGAACAUGGAGGCCCUUCGAGCUGCCCUCCAGGAAGUGACGGCCUCCUCACUUAGAGGCGUGUCUGUGGAGGAGAUGGCCUCCCUGGCCAGGGAGUUGGGGAUUCAGGUCGACCAAGACUUGGAGACUGAUCAAGGGAUUCAAGCGUCUCCUAGAGAAACUGAUCAAGGGAUUCAAGUGUCCCCUAGAGAAACUGAUCAAGAGAUUCAAGUGUCCCCUAGAGAAACUGAUCAAGGGAUUCAAGCGUCCCCUAGAGAAAAUAUAGCUAGAGCAGCUGAAGAUGAGGGACAACAAAAAUGUAGUCAGCUAAAAAGUUCAUCUGAAAGCCAAGCUCAGAUACCUUUGGGAAAAUCUGGGCCUAUAUAUGAGGUCAGCCAGAACAUUCAAAAUGUGCCAUCUGCUCCAGUAUUUCCAUCUCAUCAGGAAAACUCUCCCUUACCAACCCCAGUGGGAGGUAACUUUAACUGUAUUUCCUUAAAAGCCCCACAGGUUAUGGGCUCCAAGUUGGGGUCAGAGCACAGGCCUAGGUGGUUUUGGCCCUUGAUCUUUCAGAGUAGAAGCGCUCAUAGAAGAGCUAAAAGUUUUGGUAUUAAAUCCUUCCAACCUCAGAAAUCUUAUUCAGGUGAAAAAUCCAUGAAAUUAUCAAGAACUCCGUGGGGACAUCACUUGAAUGGAACAUUUGGGAGACCACCAAAUUCCAUCUCUCAGUGUGCCUGGGCCUGGGGUGGGAAACCACGGAUCACAGGAGCUCCGAGAAAGCCUGGGGUCUCCCAGGCAGGGGACCCCCAUUCUACAGGCUCACUGUCAGCAGGAGCAGUAGGGAAAGCACAGCCUGGGCGAGCAUGUGCCCCAGGAACACAGCUGAUGGGAGCAGCUCACAUCCCAUCUCCUCACCCUCAACCCUGUAAGCCAGCAGGAGCCCUACAAAAACUGGCCAGGCCUACUUUUCAUCAAGGACCUCAGAUGAUGACACAGGAUAGGCCUUCAACUCCAGUUCUCCAAUCAGGAUCCCAUCCCAUACCCAGGAGUAAACUUUUACACAGCUCUCAAUUCAAACCCCAUCAGCUCAUAUCAUCCCAGGUCAAACCCUCUCAGACCAAACCCUUCCAACCUGUUCCCUCUCAAAUUAAGCCCCCUCAGUCCCAGUCUUCCCAAGCUAAACCCUUUCAUUCUACAUCCCAUUGGCUCCAGUCCUCCCAAGCCAAACCCUCUCCAUCCAAACCCCCACAGCCCAAGCCCUGUCAGUCCCAGCGUGCCCAAUCUAAGACUUCUCAACCCAGAUCCGUUCAACACAAGUCAUCCUGGAGCAGUCCUUCACAGGCCAAGGCAAACCAGACAAGAGCAGGUCCCAAGAGGAUGGGAAAGCAUUGAAGACAUUCCAUACAACUAGGGAAAGUGUUUUGUUUUUAAACCCAGGUGGUUCCCAUAUAAUAAUCUAAAGCAGAGUUGUAGUAAAGGCAAAAGAUUAAUGUUACUUGCAUGACACAAAAAGAUAAGCUAAGACAUUGUUAAAGGAAAACCAGGAAAGUAAUUAAGAUCAAACAAUAAGUAAAUCCGUUAAAUCUAGCCUUGUGUACUAGAUCAUACAUAAAUUGAAUCCAGAAAUGGAAGAUAGGACAUAGCAACACUUGGGAAAGAAUGGAAUUAAGAAUCUCUUAUUGCACAGUGACUAUAAAAAAAAAGUUUGUCAUAAAAUGAUGGCUGCUCCAGUGCUUGCUCAAAAAUUGCUACCAUCCAGCAGGUAGCCCUGCUUAUAUGGUUAGACAACUCAGCUUGUUUGAUAAUCCCAAUUUGCUUGGUUGAUAAAACUCAUUUGACUAUUAUAGCCAUGAGUAGCAAGCAACAAAAGUAGUUAUUUUGCCUUAACUUUAAAAAUGGUUGAUAUAUGUUUCAUAUUUAUAGUAGUUAAGAAAAUUUGGCAUGAGAGGAUCUGAUAUAUUGUUAAUGUCUUUUUACAGUUACAUAAGUAACAUAAUGAGUACAUUUUAUUAAAAAUAUAUCAUUUGCUGUUUAAUUUUAGAUUUAAAAUUAAAUGAAAAAGGAUGAUUUUACAAAGUUUAUAGAAAGUAUUGUAAUGUUUGAAAGAAUUCGCAUCAUAGGAUUUAUAAUUUUAUUAAAUGCAUAUUGUUCUAAAUAUGUAGAAUGCUAGUAGCAUUAUGUAAAAAGAUAUCCAAUUCAAAAUGAUGAAGUGAAGCUUAACUACAUUUUGUUCUGUUUUGGUCAGUUUUUGGGCUUGAACUCAAGGCCUGGGUUCUAUAGGGAACAGUGUUAGUUUGAGUGAUCAUUAUAUACAUUCUUAGUGUUCCCGUGUGCGGCUUACAUUUAUAUUUUAUCUUAAUUUGCUUUUUUGGGGGGCAUGAAUGUUGUUAGAUAAAUUUCACUUACAAAGAAAUGCCCAGCAGGCUGCUUUUGGAGACAGUCCUGUAAUUCUGUGUGUCAGAUGUGUUCCACUUCUUCAAGAUUCCUAUCUCCUGGCCGUGUGAGGUCCUCUUCUCUCACUCCUUAUGGCUUUGCUGCUCUAGACUAAGUGAUCUUGAGGCUCCUGAAGAAAAGAGAAAGUAAAAGUGGCAGCAAUCUUCAUAUUUUGAGAUUUUUUUUCCAGAUUUUUUUCCAGAUUUUUUUCCCCUCUUCUAACUUUAAAACUCAGAAAAAAACACAUCAGUAUACUGCCACCUUCUGGAUCUUUUGAAUACUUACACAUAAAGUCAACUUGGAUAUAUGAAACCAGGGCCGCUUAAUUCUUUUGAGGCAAGAGGCCUACCACUUCAGCCAUGAUGUCAACCCCUACUUAACUCUUUCUGAUCUAUGCUAACACAUUAAACUUUGUGUGUAGUGUUUUCAUUUAAGCAGUAAGAACAGUAAAAUUUUUUAGUUAGUUGAGACAUCAUUUUGAAUAUGUCAAAACUAUAACUUUCUUUUAUGGAUUAGGAUGUAGAUUAUUUUCUCAUGCUUUUAUUAACCAUGCAUACUUCCUCUUUUGGUACAUGUCUGUUCAGUUCAUCUACCCAUUUGUUAAUUGGAUUAUUUUUCUUUUGCUGUUGGUGUUUGAGUUCUUUAUAUGUUUUGUAUAAAGAUUCUAUCUUCAA
This is a messenger RNA of Dipodomys spectabilis (banner-tailed kangaroo rat), 5063 nucleotides long. RefSeq names its product caspase recruitment domain family member 6 (gene Card6). Gene Ontology annotation, biological process: regulation of apoptotic process. The coding region runs from base 157 to 3348 and encodes 1063 amino acids. The transcript is spliced from 3 exons. NCBI's taxonomy places the organism in Eukaryota, Metazoa, Chordata, Mammalia, Rodentia, Heteromyidae. The record is from RefSeq and is a predicted model, not a curated record.